Molecule: messenger RNA, 1151 nt
Organism: Phalaenopsis equestris
Lineage: Eukaryota; Viridiplantae; Streptophyta; Magnoliopsida; Asparagales; Orchidaceae
Product: phosphomannomutase
Exons: 12
Coding region: 217-975 (252 amino acids)
Biological process (GO): GDP-mannose biosynthetic process; mannose metabolic process; protein N-linked glycosylation
Cellular component (GO): cytosol
Molecular function (GO): phosphomannomutase activity
Source: RefSeq, a predicted model, not a curated record
GAGCGCCGGCACAACUGUAUAUAUUCUCCCUUCACCUCACGGAGAUGGCGGUCGGCAACGGGGAUCCAACGUGCUCGUGAGGUCAUUUUCACGAUUACUAUUAUUAUUAUUAUUUUGUUUUUUUUGCAAAGAGCUCGUUCUUGCUGCUUCUGUUUCGCGUUCCUGAAUUUUCGGCAUCCUAGUAGAGGUGGGAGAUUUGAGGGAUAGUUGAAAAGCAUGGUUGGGAGGAUGCCAGGGCUAAUUGUGCUGUUUGAUGUUGAUGGUACCCUCACGGCUCCCAGGAAGGCAAUAACUCUAAAGAUGCUAGAAUUUAUGCAAGACCUACGGAAGGUAGUUACAGUUGGUGUUGUUGGAGGGUCUGAUCUGGUUAAAAUAUCAGAGCAGCUUGGAAAGUCAGUUAUCACUGACUAUGAUUAUGUCUUUGCUGAAAAUGGCCUUGUUGCUUACAAAAAUGGUGAACUUAUUGGCAAACAGAACUUGAAAUCUUUUCUUGGUGAAGAAAAACUCAAGGAAAUUAUUAAUUUCACGCUGCAUUACAUUGCUGACCUCGAUAUUCCAAUAAAAAGGGGAACGUUUAUAGAGUUCAGAAGUGGAAUGCUAAAUGUUUCUCCAAUAGGACGCAACUGUAGUCAAGAGGAACGUGAUGAUUUUGAGAUAUAUGAUAAAGUUCACAACAUCCGGUCAAAAAUGGUCUCCGUACUUCGCGAAAAGUUUGAACAUUUACAUCUCACGUUUUCUAUCGGGGGACAGAUAAGUUUUGAUGUAUUCCCCAAAAGAUGGGAUAAGACUUACUGUUUACGAUACCUCGAAGAUUUUCCUGAAAUCCACUUCUUUGGUGACAAAACAUACAAGGGCGGAAAUGACUAUGAGAUUUACGAAUCUGAAAGGACAGUGGGCCAUACAGUAAUCAGCCCUGAGGACACAGUUGAGCAGUGCAAAGUCCACUUCCUAGCAAAGCAAGCUGGUGACGCCUAAGUUAUUGAUGGGAGUUAUUAUUCCCUGGUUUGGUUCUUCUGAUUUGUGCCAUUGAGUCCAUUCUUAGUUAUUUUAAAUAAUUUGGUCUAUGAUGGCCACUGCAUGCCUAUCUUUUUUACUGUAAUAUGUCAUAAAACAUGUUACUAUUAUUAUUAUUAUUAGUGGUGGUUAAUUCA